Messenger RNA from Anopheles cruzii, 1083 nucleotides. RefSeq lists its product as uncharacterized. Bases 1 to 1083 code for a protein of 360 amino acids. NCBI's taxonomy places the organism in Eukaryota, Metazoa, Arthropoda, Insecta, Diptera, Culicidae. The record is from RefSeq and is a predicted model, not a curated record. The transcript is spliced from 4 exons.
AUGUCUCACUACCGGUCGCACGUCGUCAACGGUGCCGCGUUUAUCGUCUUCGUCGUCGUCGGUGUCGUCGCCGUCGUCGGUGUCGGAGCCUCGCCCGCCAGAGACGGCCGAUCGCCAAGUCAGCCAAAGUCAGCGUCCGCCACAAUCAGCUACCAGCACCAUCAACCCAGUGCCUCAACCGCAGAUGCAGAGUCAUUCAACCCGCUACCGGCCGCUGCUGCUGUGCGCGGAGUUGCUGCGUUUCCUGAUGGUGGUGAACCGGUUUUCGUCCCGACGCUACCGUUACCGGAGAAACUAGUUCUCGAGCAACGUCACCCGGCGGCCCAGAAACUGUAUCCGAACUUUUUCCGCAACAUUCCGCCACUGGGCCAUUCGCGGCCGUACUACCAGCCCAACGAUGCCAUCAUCGAUCAGCGGUACAACGGCAAGAUCCGGGUGGCCGCGGGUGGUGGCCUACCGGCCGGUGGCGCCGUCCUGCCGGAGGUAGUGACCGCAGCAGCGGCUGCAGGCUCAUCGUUGCUCGGGUCCGGUGACUUCGGUGUGAUCAAAGGCGGUACAUUCUACUACGAUACCGACGUGCCACAGAAAGGUGGCGGCUACAUUGACGACUUCUACGGGCUCGGCUUCGCCAGCAACAGCAACAACGGUCACGGGCGACCCCAGCUCGCCUAUCUGGUACAGAAGGCCGCCGCCGCCGGUCCACCGAAGGAGGAACAGUUCUCGAACUUUCGCGACUUCGCCGACAUCAACAUCUCCAACGAUCCGGCGUACUCCCAGCAGGCGCCGCGGUACCUGUACCUGCCGGCACCGAAGGAUGCCGAACCGAGCGGUGACUCCCGCAACACGACCGAGCGCGCCCCCGACAACAUACUCGAUGAGCUGCGCUCGCUCGACCGUGGGUCGCCCCCGGCAGCCGAUCCCACCAGGGUCACCAACCGGGACACGGGGGUGCGGGCGAAGCUUAAAAAGGACCCGCUGCUCACUGUGCGCAAGAAGCGACCGAAGACUGAAGUCCGCGACCAGCAGCCAGACAGCAAGUCGGCCAGCGACGGUGGCGACGACUACAUGGUGGCCGCCAGUUAG